Molecule: messenger RNA, 4261 nt
Organism: Corvus hawaiiensis (hawaiian crow)
Lineage: Eukaryota; Metazoa; Chordata; Aves; Passeriformes; Corvidae
Gene: ARHGAP11A
Product: Rho GTPase activating protein 11A
Exons: 12
Coding region: 116-3190 (1024 amino acids)
Biological process (GO): signal transduction
Source: RefSeq, a predicted model, not a curated record
GCUGGGUUUGAGCCGGGCGGUGAGCGGGGCCGCGAUGGCGGCCGGCGGCGUCUGAGGGGCGGCGGGGCCGCGCCGCGCUGAGCAGGGCAAGGCAAAGAGGGUGGGGGGCGCAGGGAUGGCGGAGCAGAGGCGGAGGCUGAUGCGGCUGGCGGUGCUGGAGGAGCUCCGGGCUUCGUACGGGAUCAAGGUGAAGAGUGGGAGCUGCCUGGCGGUGGCCAAGGCGCCGGGAGCGGCGGCGGCGGAGGGUAAAAUCUUUGGAAUAUCUUUUCAUGCGUUGCCACAAUCACUUGUGCCAGAAUAUGGUUAUAUUCCAAGCUUUCUUGUUGAUACUUGUGAAUAUUUGGAAGAACAUGUUCAUACUGAGGGACUCUUCAGAAAGUCUGGAUCUCUAGUUCGCUUAAAAGCUUUGAAGAGUAAACUGGAUCAAGGUGAAAACUGCCUCUCAGCUGCACUGCCAUGUGAUGUUGCAGGGCUUCUCAAACAGUUCUUCAGAGAGCUGCCUGAACCCAUCCUUCCACCUCACCUGCAGGAAGGCCUUUUCAAAGCUCAGCAGCUUGGAAAUGAGAAGAAAACUGCGACUGUGUUGCUGUCCUGUUUGAUGGCUGACAGAACAAUUGCAGCUUUGAGAUACUUUUUCAACUUUCUGAGAACUGUGUCCUUAAGAUCCAAGGAAAACAGAAUGGAUAGCAGUAAUCUGGCAGUAAUUUUUGCUCCCAACCUCUUGCACUCAAAUGAAAAUGAAAAGAUGUCAGCUAGUACAGAAAAAAAAAUUCGCUUGCAAGCUGCAGUCGUGGAAACACUUAUUGACCAUGCGGCAGAAAUCGGACAAGUACCAGAAUUUAUAUUGGAAAAGAUUCCUUCAAUGCUAGGUGUUGAUGUCUUUCAGUCGACACCCUCACUGUGGGGCCAUGAAGACAGUGAGAAUGAAUCUCCCAGUGAAUGUAAGAGGAGGAGGCACCGAAGUGUUGGGGAUAUUGUUAGUGGAGCAUUGAAUAAAUUUAAAUCUAACAGAACACCCUCCACUACACCUCAACAAGACAGAAGCGUCCUUUCAUCAGUGACUCCGGUGGUUCUUACUCCAAGCACCAAGCGUAAACUUCCAACUGAUUGCUCUCAGGGCUUGUCCAGCAAGAAGAGACGAUCUUUUAAGCAUAGUUUUGCAUUUGAGUUUUUACCAAGUAGCAUUUUUAACAGCAGCUCAACACCAGCAUCAGUUCAGUUUGAAGCAAGUCCUUGUGUCUGUCUUGAGUCAUCACAAACCUCACUAUCUCCUUCAACCAUGGGUGAAAAUCAUGUGUCCAGUUCGGGUAAUAGAAGAAGCAAAAGACUUGCAAGCAAAAAGCUAUACAGGGCUGAAUCAGGAAAGACAGGUUGUUUUUCUCCAAAGAUAAGCCGAAAAGAAAUGGUUCGUAGGUCUUUACGCUUGAAAUUUGGUUUGGGGAAAAGCAAUAGAGAAAUGAAUAUUGUAUCAGGAUGUACAGUUGGCAAUAGAUCAGAAAAUAUUGGAAGGCGUCUUGCAAGUCAGCAAGGUUUGGAAAGCAGAACUGAAUGUGCAAAAAGGGAUGUACUCUUCAGCCCAUAUGUCAAUGAAAAGUUCCCUAAGAAAGGUUCCAGGAAUGUAAGCAAAUCAGAAGAAAACUUGCUAACUCCAAAAUGUCACAAUAAAGUAGAUCACCGAAUGUCAUGGAGUAGUCCUGCUGUUACGGAUUCUCAGGUGAUCAACAAGAAUGAGCAAAUGCUGCCAGGACACACUGAAAUGGGAGUCAGCUCUUCAGAACCUGUUUUGGUGUUUGGAAAGCCACCAGUUACUCCAGAUGAAUUCAAAUCUGCAACUGUAAGCAAACAAGACAACAACCUGGAGCUUGUACUUUGUGAAGACGAAAGCAAUUCAACUGCAGAAACAUUAUUGAAAGUUAAGCAAGCCUUCUCUGCAUCUGGGAGUAUUCUUCACAAUUUGAUAGGUGAUAAAAAAUCAUCCCUCUCAGUUGUAGCAAGUGAAGUAUUAAAUGAAAGUCCAUGUCUCACAGGGCUCAGUUCAGCAAAAGAAUCGUUAGUGGAAGACGUUUCUGAAAAUCUAGUAAAUGUAAAAUCCAGAGAGCUGUUGCACCAAUUUAAUCAAUCUUCUGCUGCUGAUAAACAGCAAUCAAAAAAAGAGGAAUUUGAAGUUUUGGAGAAAAGAAACUUCAAAACUUCUAUUGAGAUUGAACUUCAGGUCCCAAAAACAGAUAUAAAAAAAGGAAAAGAACUUCCUAUGCCUCAAGUACUAGCCAAGGAAGAUAAGUUGACUGUUGAGAACAGUUCAACACAAGAUGACUUACACCAAUUAGAUUGCUCUGGAAGAAAAGAGAAAAUAGAAUUAAUACACUCACAAACAGCUGAAAGCUGCAUGGUAAAGUGCUGUGAUUUGGAAGAGGGUACUGCUAAACCUUCUUUGGCAGGACAGCUUCCUGCUUCGCAAUUGCCUAAAUCACAAAAUGAAAUAGGCAACCAGUACUUGAAAGCUGAAAAUUUGGAUAAAGCUUUAACUAAAACAUUGACUGUUUCUGACCACGGAAAGGUUUCUGACCACAUACAGUGGUUCAACCAGCUUUCAAUAAAUGAUCCAAAUUCUGCAAGCAAAGUGAAACCACCUCUGAAGUUUCAACGUACUCCAGUUAGACAGUCUGUAAGAAGAAUGAAUUCCCUUUUGGAGGCUAACAGACAAUCUGUAAGCUCUCGGGCGGUUAAAUCAAGCAGUGUUGGUUCACCACUUGUUAAAUCUUUGAGCUAUGAUUCUGCAGUAUUCCCCUGCACAGAAAAGCCCUCGAAGAAUUCCGUGCGUUUGCCACGCAGGAGUGAAAGCACAUGUAACCAAGUUUCUGUAGCUCAUAAGCAGCUAGACUUAACUUCUAAAUCAUGUUGCAGGCCAUUAAAUCCAUCAGAAAAGCCUGAUGUUUCUGUCAGAACUGUUGGGAUCCAUGAACAAAAAGUUCAUCCAUCAAAGUCUGUUCUAGAAGAUCUAACCAAUCAUGAAAUGGUUAAAUCCAGUUUGAAAGUUAAUGCAAAUAUAAAUAUUCCAGGUGCUGCCUCAGAAAAAUCUAUGAUUGCAAGAAGUGCUCCAGGAAAAGAAAGAGCUCGUUACAGAGGCUCUCCAAAGAAUCCAAUAUCUGAAGUAAAACUACUGCCAACUGCAAAGCCAGUAGACUUAUAAGAUCAAAUGUGACAGCUAAAUGGGUUCUUCGCAACUUGGUUAACCUUUGGAAAAAUCUAAAUUUGUAUGACUAUUUUUUUAGCUCUUCUUAUUUGUAAUUUUUCAUUUAUUUUAAAUGAAUGAGUUGUGAAGAUGUACAAAUAGAAAUUCGUUUUAUAUUGAGGUUUUCUUCAUUUACUGAAACUUCUGUAAAUGCUAGUCAGUUCAACUAAAUUAAUUUGACUUAUAAAACAAAAAUAAUCUGUUUCUACAAAUGUUUGUGCUAGAUCUCAAGUUUUGAUUAUCUCAGCUUUUAAAAACAUGCUUCAUCUCCAAAACAGUUCUUGCAGUAUUUUGAUAAAGUAUCAAGUUUAAAAACAGCUUCUCAAAUGUUUAAUAUAAAACUAACGGACAUAUGAAAGGAAGUGUUUUGAUGCUGCGUAUUAGUAGUCAAAUUUACUUUUUAGUUUUAAGUGUAUUGUAGCACCCCUUGAUACUACUAAGUUGGACCUCAUAUGAGCUCUAUUUCUUUUGCGACAAUGUUUCUUAUUUUUACUAGAGUAAAUUGGGAGCAUAUUUUCCUUGUUGAGUAGGUAAAUAUCAAAAUACAAUUCAUGUGUGCACACACACUGGAGAAUUAUUAGAACACAUGGAAAACAAAUGUGCCGUUUAUUCAAUAAUUGACAAGUCUUACAACUUCAUCCAGCGAUGUGUUCUGCAGUAGGUACUAAGUAUUUUCAGUUGUGAGUAGUAAAAUGUUUUAUCUUAAUAUGAGAGGGGAGUUUUAACUUAUUUUUAGAGCUGUAGAAUUAUGUUAACUAAGCGGUGCAGAAGCUGGGUUUAUAUGCUGAAAGUGUUGCAAGAGACAAAUGUAAGAAGCCAUAGUAUGUUAAAGGUUGAUUUGCACAAGCAAAUGUUUACAUCUUUUGGAAUGAAAACUGUUUGUCUGUCAUCAGUUGUAAAAUUAUUUAAGAGUAAACACUUGAAACUGUUCGUUAGCUUUUUAUAUGUGUGAAUUGCUUAUUGGCAAAAGGUUAGAGCUGAGGCACUGGAUACUUUUGGUUUUAAUAAAACCAUUGUUUUUUCCCCUUU